This is a messenger RNA of Marasmius oreades (fairy-ring Marasmius), 2412 nucleotides long. RefSeq lists its product as uncharacterized. Gene Ontology annotation, molecular function: protein kinase activity; ATP binding. The transcript is spliced from 4 exons. Gene Ontology annotation, biological process: protein phosphorylation. NCBI's taxonomy places the organism in Eukaryota, Fungi, Basidiomycota, Agaricomycetes, Agaricales, Marasmiaceae. Bases 1 to 2412 code for a protein of 803 amino acids. The record is from RefSeq and is a predicted model, not a curated record.
AUGGAUCGCCGCCAUGGCUCUGAACCUGCCAGCCUCUCAAAAUCUCCUUACAGCAACGGAACAGCCUCUGACUACGAAGAAGAAUUUUAUACUCAUACGGAAAUCCAUCACCUCCUUCACCAUGACAUCAUGAGCGAUAAGCAAGUCGACUUGGACGUCUUCAUGUCGACGGUCCUUCAUGCACCCAACCCGCUUCCAUCAACCGAAGUCAAAGUCAUUGACGAAAUAGUCAAAUCCCCCGAGUUUAUUGGGCUCCUUGAAGACUACUGCAAACCUGUUGUACUUGAGGAGGAAAAGUACCUAAGAUUCACAAGAUUAUGCAGAUACGCUAUUGCCCAGAUGGUAGAGAAGAAGAUCACGAAGAACGAACUGGGAUUUGCGCUUUGUGUCAACGAUUUUCGCAGUUCAGGAGGCCACCGAAAACCAGACGUGGUUGGUACUACAUACAAGGCUAUCAAUAUCAGAUUUCGAGAGGGGAAGUACGAGACGAAUGACAACAACGACAACAACCACAAGACUGACAGGAAAAAGAGGGGUAAUGGGGAAACGGUUGAAUCACAAUCGACCGUGGAAGAUGCUUCAACGACUCUCGAGAAUAUCAUCGACACAAUCACAUCACCUCCCACAUUUCCGCUGAUGUGGAACGACCUCUACAUGUUCGCCGAGUUUAAGGUCGGACAGUACGAUCAGCGGGAUAUAGAGGAACCUGUAGUAGGCGCUUCUCAGCCAGUGCCAACAUCCUCCUCUACAGUUUCUGUUCCACGACGAUCCAACAAACAGAGCAACCAAGUCGAUGACACGCAACUCACCGAUGCCUCCAUUUUUCACCAUUACCAGACUAACGGAGUGCGGCGUUCUCAUGGCACUUCCCGAGGUGUCAGUACCGCUGGUCCUCCUCUCGCUCCGAGUGACAGUAAUGCUGGUGGUUCAGGUGAUUCGACCCCUCCCGCUAGGGGUAAUUCAACUAAACGCCGUCGUGACGAUGAUGAUUCCGUGCAAGCCGUAGAACCUCCACCAAAACGACGCAAGGUGAUGAUUCCUCCGAAUAUCCGCGUAGAGUGCGCUGGAUACGCCCGCCAUCUGUUCAAUCGAGGGGGUGUUCGCACCCAUGUCAUUGGGGCUCUUGUCACGAACAACGUACUCGAGCUUCUCGUUUAUACCCGCUCAGGAAGUUGCUUCACGAAACCUCUCAAAUUCAUCAAAAAUCCGAGUCUCUUUCUAAGCAUCUUGCUUGCAUUCUCGAGGUUGACUUGGUCGCAGUGGGGAUUCUUCGACCGGCUUAUUCCUUGCACGCUGUCUACUCCUCAACUUCCGGGCCCCAACGGAGAAACUGAUCUGUGGAUGUUCAAGGGAUGUACGCUGGAUGUCGGGGAAAACAAGUGCGAGGUGUCGGAUAUCCGCAUGUUUCCCCGUGACUUGAUUGGUCGUGGGACUUGGACAAUUGGAAUGAUGGCUAAGAGCAAGGAGUUACUUGGUGAAGGAAAGGUUCGAAAAUUGAUCUUGAAGAUCUCGAGCGCUCCGACGACUCGGGAACCCGAGCAAUUCUUCCUUGACAAAGCGAGCACAGCGGCGAACGAAGACGCUAAGGAAAAAUGGGUUUUGAACCACCUUCCGGAAAUGAUCGAUUCGGGAGAUUUCGAAGGUACCGUAUCAUUUGAACAACUUUUCGGGGAAGACUACGAAAAGAGGACUCUCCGAUACUUGGCUGUGGAAGAAUUAUAUCCGAUUACAGACCUCACCGCGCCUGAAGAAUUGAGAUUGGCGUUCAAAGACAUAGUUUAUUGUCAUCAAUGGCUGGUCACUGUUCCGGGGAUUAUGCAUCGUGAUGUCAGCAUCAAUAACUUGAUGUUUCGUGUGAAAGGCGACAGGAAGUUUGGGGUCCUUAAUGACUUCGAUUUGGCGUGUACUCUGGACGAAGACCACCAGUCCAGCUCCAAACAACGAACAGGAACUAAACCUUUCAUUGCCCGCGAUCUUUUGACCCCUGCUAAGGAGUCCGACACCUUGCAGAAACACUUUGUUCGGUACGACCUCGAAUCGAUGGUGUACGUGUUUGCAUGGAUAAUUUGUCGUUAUGAGGACGGACGAGAAAUCCGAAAUCCACCAUUUGAAGGGUGGUGCAAAGGCAAUUUGGUUGAUGUUGGGCACCAAAAGUCUGAUUGGAUGCACGGGUCUGUGGAACGCCAGCCUAUCACUCCCCAAUAUGAAUCUCUCCGUCGGAUUUUAGAGAGCCUUCGGACACGACUCCGCCGUGGAUAUAAUGCACAGGACGAAUACCUGGCCCCUGAUUUUCCCAGUGGGCUUCCCCCGUUUAAACACGAAACCCUGGGUGACCAUGUUACUUACAGCACGAUCCUGGCAGCUCUCGAUCCCCCGCCGCCAUAUACGGACGCUCUCGCCGCCCUAUCAUAA